Molecule: messenger RNA, 6788 nt
Organism: Acanthaster planci (crown-of-thorns starfish)
Lineage: Eukaryota; Metazoa; Echinodermata; Asteroidea; Valvatida; Acanthasteridae
Biological process (GO): multicellular organism development; cell surface receptor protein tyrosine kinase signaling pathway; protein phosphorylation
Cellular component (GO): plasma membrane; signaling receptor complex
Molecular function (GO): ATP binding; protein binding; transmembrane receptor protein tyrosine kinase activity
Source: RefSeq, a predicted model, not a curated record
AUUACCGGUGUUUGGCUCAGUUUAAAAAAACGGGUGUUACAAUCACUCGCAAUGAAACGUCUACCCUUCUGUUUGUCAUUGGUAAGAGAUUUUCGCCGUAGUUAAUGAUACUUUUGGUAUGCAAAUAUUGAUAUCGUGCGCAAAGAGAUAAGAAAGAGUUGAACAGCUACGGACUGAUUGUUAGAGAGAAUAUUUAUUCUUCUCUGAUGAGCCCACCGUGAACUUCAUGUAUUUCAUACAAGUUCAUUGUGGUCCCGUCCUGGGAAGGGAUUGCCUUCCUAACAAAAACAAUUUCAAGGGACUAUUGUAAAGGACGUGCAGCUUUCAAACUAUUUUUAAUUCCAACCUGGGGUAGGUUAAAUAACAGUGAACCCGGAAGUUCCGUGAUACUCUCAAGGUCUGCUCUCAGGCGGCACCUGCCAAUCACAUCCAUUCGGGUGUUGACAUUGAAGGGCUUAAGACUGGAUACUGGUCCCAUAACCAAAAACAGCGGCGGCGUCGGUCACAACUUUUUAAUCAAACAUUUAAAUGAUUUCAAAAUCUAUUGGACAAGCAUAAAGGACAAAAGCGAUAUUCUUUUAACAGUAGGCUAGUUUCUAUUGGUGUAAACGUAGGUUGGGAAUUAAGCUCAUAAACCGCAAUCAAUUGAUAUUGGUGAAUAAUUAUGAACUGUUACAAACACAAAUGAAAUGACGCCUAUGAUGAUCUUCAAAAUAUUUGUAAUGCACCUAUGAAUUACUGAAUAUUAUAUGAAUUGUUUUUGCAGUUGAAACGUAUAUCGUUUUCAAAUUCGUCUUCUGGAUAGUAUGGUGCGUUAUUUUCGUGGAGAACGAUUGCGGCACUAAGAUUGCAUUAAUUAUACAAGAUGUUAUUAGCAACCAUGCAGAUCACAUUUGAUUCGCUCAAAAAGCUUCCAAUGAGAGUAAGCAAAAAUGUGUAGUAAAGUGAUUGGGGGGGGGUCCAUGGAUCGUUUCAUCAUGUAGCGGGUUAUGUGAACCCGGAAAUUAUGUUGGUCUCACAAGGCCUUCCCCAUGUGAUCCUUAGGUGUCAUGAUACGCACGUGUAAUUACAGGCUCUCACUGAGUGUGAAUACUCAGAUAUGGCUGUUACUUGUAUUGGAAUGUUGAACUGGGAACUGAACUUCAACCGUGCACCCAGAAAUGGCUGUAACUUUGAACUAUUCUCUACGUUCUUCUUUUUGGUUGCUGAUCUUUUUGCAAGCAUCCAACGGGCAGUCAGUUACGGUUACAGUCUUGAUGCAGUCAACAACACAUGCAAAGCAAGGAACCUCAGCUUUCCUAAUGUGUAACUACUCUAUCAGUGACGUUUCUUACAAUUUCAAUUUCAUUCAGUGGAAUAAAGACUCGGAUUUAAUUGCUUCGUAUUUAGAAGGACAACCGCUAAACUACCCAGAAGGAAAUGAGAAGUACUCCAUGACCACAGACUCCAUAAACAGCAGUAGCGUGUUGACUGUGUUUUCAGUGAUGUUUCCUUCUGACGAAGGAAGAUACCUGUGUCUGGCUCAAUUUCGAAAAUCGCGAGUGGGAUCUGUCAGCAAUAGAACUUCCACCCUGCUGCUCGUUGUUGUUCCACCGAGUACGAUUGCGCUAAGAUACAACGGUACAUCCUACACUGACGGCAGUUCCUUUACCGUCGUAGCUGGUACUGAUCGUCCAUUCACGUGUAUCACGCCUAGUGUGAAACCAGCAGUCAACUUCACAUGGACCCUUGCUGGCGGCAUAACGUCCUCCCAGCCUCAGGGAAGCCAGACAAACACCCCCAACAGCGGCGAUAACAGGUUGACAGACAGCUCCAGUACAAUAAUAGCUGACAUUCGGGAGAGUCCAUCCACUUCUCAAUUGAUGUGUGGUGCUACCAACAGACAAGAUGGAUUAACGGACUCCGAGAUUGACAUCACGGUUACUCUUCAGGUCAGAGUACCACCAAGAGAGGUGAAGCUGUCAGAUGAUGAGGGGGAAAAGGUGCCAGGGGCCACUGUAGCUGUCGAUCAAGGAACAUCACACACUUUCACUUGCUUGGCCCAGGGUACCAGACCAGCUCCAACCAUUCAAUGGUUCCUUAACAAUAACAUGCCAUCUACUGGGAUCAGAGCCCCAACUUCAACCGAAAAUAAUGAGUUGUUUGACACGUCAGGUACCUGGUUGUUUGCUCCUUUGAGAAAUCAUCACAGACAACAGGUGAAAUGUGAGGCAUACACUGCUGAGUCAGUGCCGCCAUAUCCAUCUGCAAUGCUUACUGUCGAUGUUAAUGGUCCUCCAGAUGUAUCGGUUAUUAGUGGCAGCCCAUCUAUGACUGAGAAUAUUGAGACUACACUUACAUGUACCGCAGAUAUGGGCUAUCCUGCUGAUUGGAUUCUGGCUUGGCUUAAUGGAGGGUCACCUGUAAGUGGUUCAUCUACAAACUCAUCGGCAUCAGGAAGUCGCUAUAGCUUUACCAGUACGUUGACUUUUAUACCAAGAAGACAGGACAAUGGCAAUAUCAUUACAUGUACAGCCCAGAGAGGAUCUUGGACGCCUGCUCCUCAACAGACGCUGGGUCCCAUCAAUGUACAAUUCUGUUCCAAGAGUGUAAGCGUCAGUUGUCCUUCGAAAUCUGCGUCGGGAAGCAUCGUGCAAUUGAGUUGCCACUCAGACAGCAGCAACCCAGCUACAGCAUUAGUUUGGUCAAAAAAUAACGUCGUCCAGGAAAAUCCAACUCAGUCAGUAAUUGAAGAUGGCAACUACGGUGGCCGCAAGACAACACUUUGGUUGACAACAGGUGCAUUGACCAAGGCAGAUAAUGGAGCUGUAUACAAAUGUAGCGCAUCCUGCACCAACAAUUUGUCUGACUCUUGCGCACUGAAUGUGGAGUAUCCUCCAGACUUUUCAGUGCCAACUGCCAUGCCGCCGGGACCGGUGGAAGAGGGCAAUAGAGUGACCCUUCUCUGCAGUGCAGAUGCCAAUCCCAAGCCCGCUGGCUUUAUCACGUGGGAGAGGGUCGGGUCUCUGGACUCCUUACCCUCUGUCUACAAUGAUGGUACAAGCAAUCUUACACUAAGCAGCAUCAGAAAGGAGCAGGCUGGGUCGUACAGAUGUCGAGGCAACAAUGGCGUACCACCUGUUGUCCACUCAAGCUCCGUUGACGUCAUUGUGCACUAUGAAGUGCGCAUUCUCACUAAGACUAAUACAUCAGUUGGGGCAAAGAUUGGCCGCGAUGCUACUCUUAUAUGUAAAGCCAAAGGGCAUCCCCUCCCCAGAAUGACAUGGCAAGGUCCAGCUGGUGCGCAAAUAACCAAUCAGACCGAUCCGGGAAGGAUAUUUCAGGCCGAUACAGUUACGGACGGGGAUGAUGUGUAUGGAUUCACCAUUACGAGUAUCUUAUACAUCAGUCAAGUGACUGCAACGACAGACUACGGUUCUUACAUAUGCAACAGUGGUAAUGGCGUUGGAAUGGUUGACACAGUGAAUAUUGUGUUGAAUGAUAAAGUCAAACCUUUGCCUCCAGAAGACGUGACAGUCGACCAAGCUACAGUUACAGGAAGCGCCGUCAUGAUUGCCUGGAAACCCGGGAACGAUGGAGGAGAAACUCAGUGGUUUUUCCUUAAUUACCGCGAUGUGGAAACAACGAGAGUGUUCGACCCCAACACCCGGGUCAGAAUAGAUGAUGAUAUAUUUGAGUAUAUGAUUGAUGGACUGAGUCCUUACACUUUGUAUGAGAUCGAGGUUUUCGCCAGGAAUCAAAAUGGAGACGGCGAAAGCGUCACACAAAUUUUCAGGACGCGACCUAACACUCCUGAAAACUUAGGUAUUACUGCCACAUUAAAUCAAGACACGGGAAGCAUUUCCGUUGACGGUAUUCCCCAAGAUGGCGACGCUUUGUCAUGUUUACAACUGGAAGCUCGUCUGGCUGAUCAGAAUGUGUGGUUUAAUUAUGGCGACUGUCUUGACACAAACACACAUCUAGCCACAUUAGAUAUUCAAUCCAGCUAUUGCUACGGCAAUUUUUGUAGUCUGCCUGUGACUGCAUUAUUAGUUGCAGGACAAUCUAGUAAUGCUGGACUGAUAGCUGGUCUGGUGAUUCUUACCAUUAUAAUAUUAAUCAGCAUUACAGUGAAUGUUCUGGCAAUCAGAAACAUCAGACGGAACAAGAAAGGGUCACAAGAAGUUGCAGGAAGCAGGAAACUUGACCUCAAAUCAAAAUACAAGCCAAAGGAGAAACGCGCUGCCAUUAAUGAAGCGGUGGAAUACCAAGACUUGGACGUGCCCUUGCAAGUUUUGGCUAUUAGUGGCAGUAGUCAUCCAGGUACAUCGGCCUACGCCAGUAUUUCCGAAACUGCUACAGCAUUCUCGCGAGACAAGCUGACAAUUGUACGUGAACUAGGACAAGGUGCCUUUGGAAAGGUGUUGCUCGGGAAAGCUAGUGGCAUUGUCCAAUUGGGAACUGCCACUCAAGUAGCAAUUAAAACCCUCAGAGACGACGCAGAUCUGACCGAAAGAGGGGAUCUGCUCCGAGAGUUGGACUUCAUGAAACAACUUCCAAGCCACGCGUACGUCGUCAAACUCCUUGGAUUUUGCGCUGAUGGGGAUCCAAUUUAUAUCAUUAUGGAGUACAUGUCGAAAGGCCCACUGAAAGAUCUUCUAACAAGCAGUCGAGGUAAAAGCAAGCAGGUGUACAGCAACCUUCAUGGAAGGAGUAAAUCUCUAACAUCAAGAGACCUCAUCAAGUUUGCUAAAGAUGUGGCUGAAGGUAUGGCCUUCCUUGCUUCACAACAGUGCAUUCACAGAGAUCUAGCUGCUAGAAAUGUCCUUGUGGGUGAGAACAUGGUAUGUAAGGUGUCUGAUUUUGGACUUGCUCGUGACAUCAAGAGUAGGAGGAUGUACCAACGACAGUCGGAGGGUCGGUUGCCUAUUCGUUGGAUGGCACUAGAAUCAAUUGUUGAUGACGUCUACACAACAGAGGGUGACGUAUGGUCCUAUGGAAUACUUUUGUGGGAAAUUGUGACUCUUGGCGCUCGUCCAUAUCCCACUAUGAGCGCCAAGACAAUGAUAGCCAAGCUACAAGAAGGAUACCGCAUGCCAAGACCCGACCACUGCCAAGACGAAAUAUAUCAGAUGAUGUUGACCUGUUGGAAGGAGGAUCCUACCACCCGACCGUCAUUUACAGACAUCAGUCAGAAGCUGGAGAAAGCACUCGAGGCACCACAUGACUACAUAACUCUUUCAGAUUAUCAAGAGUCGGAUUACGAAGUGACGAUUCAAGGGUCUCCUGAUGAAAAGAUCUAAGGCAGAAUAAUGUACAUAGCGUUUGAACUGCAUAGUGACAGGCUUGCUUCUGGGAAACAUGUAACUCUUGUUCGUCAUUAUACUCGCAAUGCCGGUUUUUGUCAACACUCCCAAAGGGAUUAGAAAUGAACCUUACAUGUCAAAGGCAUGAGUGAUUACUAUCGACCUAAAGGGUGAAUUGUGACAAACACUGUAGUGACCAGGCCAUAUGAAAUUCACUGCUGGUUUGGUUGCAAGACUGUAAAAAUGUUUACGUCCCAGUAAAGUGAACCGUAACAUUUGAUGAUUACUCAAUGUUUUUGGACAAAUGUGUCCUUCCUUUUUUAUUUUAAGUGAAGAAUUUAAGUUGUGGCUUGCUUCCUGAGUUUGCUCGCAAAAUUGUAAUUAGCUGUCUGUCCAUGCUCCUUUCCCGCAAGUCGAUGACACUCAUGUGUAAUGAAAUUAUAUCUGUCCUAUGCAUAUAUAAUCAAUGUUUAUCACAAAAAAAAAAAGUUAUCGUAAGUGACUUACGCCCUUUUGCUGGGAAGCAUGAUUACUGCAAAAACACAUUGCCUGGAAAAUUGACGUAUGUAUGCAAGAUUUCUUUGCAUACAACUUAGAAAAAAACAAGUCUUUUGGUAAGUUUUCAAAGGCUACUUUUUGUCCUUCCUGUGUUGAUGUUUUAGUAAAUAUAUUUGCUUUACUAAAUAAAGACAGUAUCUUUCUUACGACCUUUUGCCGGGAACAUUUUUAAUAAUGUGAUCAUGCUUCCCGGCACGUUUUUUCAGGCACACGACGAAGUGUUUCUAUAGGUAAAUCAGUUAUUUCUGUCUAAGGUCGUGUAAAAUCAUUUUCCUUUAUAUUUUUCUCACAAUAUAUAAUCUAAAGGACAUUUUUUUUAACUUUUGAAGGCUUCAAUACUAAUUAAAAUGAAACAAAGUUUGUUUUUGUUCUAAUAUCGCACUAAGCAUUACAUUGUUUAUGUCUUUAAGCACACUGCCAGUAGACAUUUUCUCACAUGGUGAGAAGAUACAAAUAAAUUCAAAAUUCAGCGCACCAAAAAGAAGAAAUCAAGGAAAUGUAAUUUCUGUGUGUUGGGCGCUUUGACGGGAGUCUAAAAGAUGUUCUCCUUUGAGUAGUAUUCUCCAUACAACAUGAGAUGAGGCUACUUCCAAGACUGCUGGACAUUUUGUAUAAGCGGAAUCUCAUAGCCAAUUACAUUCAAACCGAGGUUUAGGCAUUUUGUUGAAAUUUGUGCUAGUGAAGAAAUGCAGAAUAGAGAAACUUAAUGUAUGGAGAUAUUCAGGCAAGUGAUUUGUAACAAUUUAUAAUUUAGUGUAAGUACACUGCACGUAGUCCUUACGGAAAAGAAAAUCAAGCAGUACUUCUUUAAGAGAUUUGUUGAUCUCAUUGGAUGUUAUUUAAUCCCUGAGAUAAUAGCAUAGUCUCUUAAACGUCUGCAGCCCCUUGUUGUUAGGAACAGUCCACAUAAGGCUGCAAAAAUAAAUUGUCCUUUUUUCAUAGAAA